CCAUGCAAGAGAACCGACCAAAGCCAAGUUGGCUGAAGGAGAACGGCGGGACGACUCACUGCGGGCCUGAUACCCCUCGAACUCGGUGCCACUUUUGGGUCGAAUUCGAUGCAGUGUGUCUGGCAGACCCUUGCCAUGUCGACUUUCUUUUAAGUCAGGCCAUCCGCGUGUGAGAAGGUCAGGCUCAGGUGGUCUCUUCUGAACCACGGCUCCUUUAUUUCUUUUCGAGUCUCAUUCCAAGGAACUCGACAACAUACUGGUUCUGCUAGCAUUGCAGAGCCUCGAUUCAAAAUGGCCUCAUACGAGCCGAAACAACCGGCUGUUGCAACAUCCACAGAAUGGAAGCAGUCCUGGUCAGCACCCAAGGCCGCCCCGGGGAAUGAGGAGCCAUGGACUACCGAAACACCGAUUUGGCAUGUCGUUGUGAGAGGUUUCCAGAUCUUCUUUGGCCUCAUAAUUGCCGGAUUGGCCGGUGUUCUCAUUCAUGGUUAUCUGAUGGACGCUGUGGCGUUUGGUCUCGUUUGUUCGCUAUUUACCUGGAUCAUCUGCAUCUGGUCCCUGGUCAGCGAAAAGAUCCUGAGUGCUCGAAAAGCGUACAAUAUCUGGGCGACCUUGUCUUUGGAUUUCUUCAUGAUCAUCCUUUGGCUGGCCUCCAUGGGUGCGAAUGCGGCGAACCGGGCGGCCUUCACAGUUGAUGUUAAUGUCGAGGCAUGUUAUGACGAUGGAAGCAGCAUCAGCGCCAAUCACUGCAUCGUGAGCAAGCGUGAGCUUGUGAAGCGAUUUGCCGUCGCUAGCAAGGGCGGCCUCGCCAUGAUGUCUGGUAUUGCAGGUCUGAGUGCCCUUCAAAUGCUCCUCUUCGUCGCAACCUUUGCCUAUAACGCGCACAAGUUCCGUCUGUACUAUCAGGCCACUAAGGGACCCAAGACUACUCACAAUGGGGCCUUGGAGAUGAACGCACAGCACACGCCGAUGCUCAGCGUCCAACAAGGAGGACCUGCACCUCCAUCAUACCCGCAGUACACCGAUCAGCAGGCAUACCAGCCGCAGGUCCCCGUACAACAGCCGGUAGAGCAGUAUCAACCAACGCCUACAACGUCUCCGGCACCGGCACCGGCCCAGAUGCCGACCCCAUCCCCACAGCCAUACCCAUAUGGACAUGCCGAACAGCAAUAUCCGGGACAGCAGGCUCCCGCUCAGUAUGCUCCGGCUCACCACCCUCCUCAGCAAUAUGCCGAGGCCCCAGGUCACACCCCGUCCCAAGGUCAUACCCCAGCCCAGUACCCUCAAACCACCCAGUCUUACAACUCCAAUAUGCAUGAGAUGCCCAGUCACUCGCAAGGAUAUCCACAGCCUACAUCAUUCUCACAGUGAGACAUGGUGACUGUGCGAUGGUCGACUCGUGCUGAGGAAUUUUCGUUAGGUAUGGAGUCAUAAGGCGUGUUGUUUUGGUUCAUGUUUAUUUUAGAUAUCCGG
This is a messenger RNA of Neurospora tetraspora, 1473 nucleotides long. RefSeq lists its product as uncharacterized. Gene Ontology annotation, cellular component: membrane. The transcript is spliced from 3 exons. The record is from RefSeq and is a predicted model, not a curated record. The coding region runs from base 292 to 1371 and encodes 359 amino acids. Lineage: Eukaryota; Fungi; Ascomycota; Sordariomycetes; Sordariales; Sordariaceae.